Messenger RNA from Punctularia strigosozonata HHB-11173 SS5, 603 nucleotides. RefSeq lists its product as uncharacterized. Lineage: Eukaryota; Fungi; Basidiomycota; Agaricomycetes; Corticiales; Punctulariaceae. Bases 1 to 603 code for a protein of 200 amino acids. The record is from RefSeq and is a predicted model, not a curated record. The transcript has a single exon.
AUGUCCGACCUAUGCUCGCUGCUGGCGCAAGUACGGGAUACGCUACACACCCUCAUCCUGAACAUUCCAUUCCAAGACCUGUUCAUGUAUGACGACCGAUAUGAAGUCAGGCAGAUUUUCCGCAGCAGACUGGAGGGCCUGACAUGUAUAGAAACGGCGGCCAGCGGCCAAGGCCAGUUCGUCGGGUCUCAAGAGAUGGACAGGAACUAUAGUUCCCCGUCCUGGUCCGUGCGGUUGGCCUGCCCGAAGUGGAUGUUGAUUCGCCGUCUCUACCUUCACGAUAUCAUGGUCGACAAGCAUUUCGCAGACGAGUGCGCGUCGUUGCCAUAUUUGGAGAAUUUGGUCCUCUAUCGGUCCAGCUACGACAGACACUACGUCGGGAUGGCCAAGCUGGUCGAAAGGAAGACUCACGACGAUCUACCGCUGGUCAUCAUCGAUUAUCACCGUGGUUGGACUAAAUACAGUCGACGGUACAUGGGCCAACUCGAUGCGCUCGCUGAGACGCAUACGAACCUGCGUAUUCUCGAUCCGCCCGAGGCGCCUUUCAAGUGGCCGCGCUGGAUCCAGGAGGGGGCAGAGACAGGGGAUCUUUGGAACCUCUGA